GCCAGUGCAAUCAUGUAUGUAUAUGGUAAUUAUAUUUGUUUUCAAGAUACAAGACAGGGCGGUGUUUCACACACACUGGGGCAAUUUUAAUCAAAGGGGACAAGGACAGUUUUCCAUAAAAUAACCCAAACUCCCAUUCAGUUGCGUAGAGGCUUCUGGAAAGUCUCUGUUGAGAAAUUACCUCAUUACACAUUUCCAGAAGGCUAUUUUAAGUUGAAUUCCUUUAAAAAGAUUAUGAGUAAUGAAAAAAAAAUGUGUAACCAGUUCCCCACCCCCUUCUGUACUCUGAGCCUUUCAAUACCUUAGGUUUCAUUUCUCUGUGCUGCUUUCAGCGAUGGCGUCUUUUGAUCUUGAAGAUGAGCUAAACUGCCCCAUCUGCCUGAGCAUUUAUACCGAUCCUGUAACCCUGCCGUGUGGGCACAACUUCUGCCAAGGCUGUAUUGGGAGCGUGUUGGAUACCCAGGAGGGAUCUGGGGGUUAUUCCUGCCCUGAAUGCAGACAGGAGUACGAGGAGCGCCCUGUCCUGCAGAGGAACAGAAUACUGGGGAACAUAGCAGAAGGCUUUCUCUCGGCUCACCCAGAACAUGAUGGGACUGGCAUCUUCUGCACUUACUGUGACUAUAAUGUUCCAUCUGUCAAGUCCUGUGUGCAGUGUGAGGUCUCCCUAUGUGAUGCCCACUUACAGAAGCACAACAAGUCAGUGGAACACAUCUUAAUUGAGCCCACUGCUUCCUUCAGCAGCAGAAAAUGUUCCACCCACAACAAGCUCCUGGAGUAUUACUGCUAUGAGGAUGGGGCCCCUAUCUGUUCAUCCUGUUGCCUGGCUGGAGAGCACCGGGGCCAUGGGGUGGAGCUGCUGAUUGAGGCCUCUGAGAAGAAGAAAGAGAAACUGAGGAAAGUUCUGGACAAACUGAGGCCAGAGAAAAAGAAGACUGAGAGAGGAGCCCAGAGACUGCAGGAGCACAGGAGAAAAGUGACAGAAAAAUCAGCUGGUGAGACAGAGAGAGUCACUGCCCUGUUUAGAGACAUCAGGGAACAGCUGGAAGCCCUAGAGAAGCGACUACUGAGUGACAUCUCCAGCCAGAAAGAGAAGGUCUCUCUCCCACUCACUGAUCUGAUGGAGCAGCUGGAAAUAAAGAAGGACGAGCUGUCCAGGAAGAUCCGUCACAUUGAGGAGCUGUGCAACAUGGCAGAUCCACUCACUGUCCUA
Xenopus laevis (African clawed frog) is the source of this 1210-nucleotide messenger RNA. Its product is annotated as E3 ubiquitin-protein ligase TRIM8. Lineage: Eukaryota; Metazoa; Chordata; Amphibia; Anura; Pipidae. The transcript has a single exon. The annotation marks the transcript as partial. The record is from RefSeq and is a predicted model, not a curated record.